AUGCUCCAUACAUAUGGUGCAGACUUGGACAAUGGCGCCGACAUACAGAACGAUGGGGAGGAGCGCGGCCGGAGCAAACUCGCGCCGCCGCUACAGCUACCGAAGAACCGGAGCACUGGAAACCUGGCGCUAGCGACGAGAGACAGCCCCGAGAAAGCCCGAAUCCGCUUCUCCUUCGACGCUGGCACGGCAGCAGCUGAAUAUGAUGCCAUCACAAGGUCCCCUAUUACGACGGACCAUAACCAUGGCCUGGGGUUGUCUGGCCUCGGACGGAUCCGACAACACCCAUCUCGGACGCCCACGAUCCCAUCCCAGCCCGCAAGCCGAAGCCCUUCAUUGGGCCCUACCCGCUCAGCCUCGCUGACCAUGAUGAUCGACCACCGCAGCCAUACCAUGCCCGUGUCUCCGGGUCCUGCUUCCCCGGUCUUCACCGAGGACCUAUCGAGAUUCCCCUCCGAGUCCCUACACUCGUUCUCUUUUGCGCACCAAUCCGAAGAGUUGAUCCACAACAGGCAGAAUCUGCUGAAACGAUCGAUAGAGUUCAUGAAGGACCGCCUGGGGUGGUCGGCCGGCCAGGACGUCGCCAUGGCAAGUGCACAGGCGCGGGCCACAGGGGACCUCGAGAUGCAAGGCGUGCUCGACCUGCUAGCUAGAGCCCAGAUCGUCGGGGCAGGGACCCUUCCGAAUCCGACCGCCAGCAAUCUCCAAGGCUCUCUGACCGGCUCUCUGACCGGUCCGCCAGAUAUGUCGGGCGAAAAUGUGUUUGAGAAGGAGUUCAUUCCCAGGACCGCGAGCCCAGAGUUGGUAGACGACGAACAUUUGGUCUUGCCACCGGUUGCCAAGCGCGUGGCUUUCCCGGGGAGUAUGGACACCUCGCAAUCCGACGCAAGCGCUCAACAACACUCCCUCUCGCUCCCAAGAGCCGUUCUCGACGCAUCGAGUACCACGGCGGCACAGGCAUCUCCGCCGUCGCGGAGGCCCACCAACCUCAAGCGGACACUGACGGAUACCGGACAUGUAUCCAUGCAGAAAAAGCUCAUAGACACAAUGGCAAAGCCGUUCCUCGAAGGGGGCUCAAUUCAACCACAAGUUGCUCCCACGACCUCCACGCAGUCCUUCUCAUCUUCCUUCAACCCCCCGAGCACAUUGUCCUCUGCCGUUCUCGGCCACUCGGCAAGGUGGGUGCCGGCAGCACAAGCGAUAUUCACUACCAAGGCCAAGCCCCCUUACACGAUUCUGGCUGCAAAUGAUCUUGCCUGCCUGGUGUUCGGAGUCACCAAGGCCGAAGUCCGGAAGAUGGGAAUAAUGGAGGUCGUCCAAGAAGAGAGGAGAGCCUGGCUGGAAAGGAAACUUCAAGGGGGGCAUUCCGAAGACGCCGGCGACGGGUCAGAAAGCGAGAUCGCGCAGCCGACACCUGUCGUCCAAGCGUCAAAACUGCUGGGGGCACGCGCUGGUGGGAUUACCUCCAAGUUGUUAAGCAAGCCGAACUCGCGGUCCGUCACUCCAAACAGUGCCCCGGCGGAGAGGCGUGCUGCGACUGUUCACAGCGGAGAUGCCAAGUCGCCGAAGACGUCACAUCACAACAAUAAAAAGUCGAGGGGCGUGCUGUUGUGCGGGGAUGUGGUGCCGAUCCGGAAGCGCAACGGCGCGACGGGAUCUGCGAGCCUAUGGGUGAAGGAGAAGCGGUUUGGGCUGAUAUGGGUCUUGGAGGAGAUCCAUGAGGAUAUUGCCUUCCUGACCCUCGACGAUGAGGGCCUGGUCACGAAGGUCUCGGGCGCGUUGGGGCCGAUCUGGGGCGACGAAAACAUGCAGCCCGGCAUCGAUAUCGGGAGGCUUGUGCCACGCAUUCCUCGCCAGGGGAUAGAUUCCCGGUUUGGCGAGAUCGACUACGCCCAAGUUUCCAGGAAAAAGUAUUUCACCUGCCGCAACUGCGGUCGGAUAUCGAUACCGGCCACCGUCGAGCAGGUCAGGGGGCAGACGGAACUGAGAGUGUCUAGCUUCCCGCAUAUCGCCGGCAUUGUCGUCGUCAAUACCAGGAGCCUGACGAUCAAGAGCUCCAACUCUGUAUUUUGUGGGGCGCUGUUCGGGUACGAGAAUCCUGACGGGUUGUCGAUUAAUCGUCUCAUCCCGAAUUUCGACAAGGUUCUCCACAUAUUGACCGAAGAGGAGGGCGUGAACCUUAGCGAGGGAAUUGUGAUACCUGAGCAUAGUUUUAGGAAAGCUUCGGCAUUCCUUGCGCUUAAAGAGGGCGUUGCUGACGCCACCACGAGUUUCCUUCGACCAGAAGGACUUCCGGCUAGGCACCGGGACGGGUCAGAGCUUAAGAUUGACGUGCAGAUGAGAGUGGUGCACAGCGAGAAGCAACUCGUGCUGCAAGAAGAGUCGACAGCGGAGGCGAGCGAAGGCGAAUCGCACACUGCGGAGGACGGUGAUACUUUUACCCUGGCCACGUCAGAGAUGGUUUAUGCCCUCUGGAUUACAUAUUCGAGGCACUUGCACGCCACCAGAAACAACCUAGGAGCAGCAUCUCCCCUCCUCUCCGGCACUGGCACUCCCCUGCAUCAGCCUUCCCCAGGACAGACCACAGCCGGCACGCCGCAGGAGAUAAGCUCUGAUUCCGAAGAGAACAGAAAGGAGCCGUCAACGGCCUCCAUGUUGACCAAGCAGCUGAAGGAGGCCGCUCUUACGGCAGCGGCGAGAAUCACGGGCUCCCAGAAGCCCCAGGCGGUGGGAAAUGCACAGCCUGUUCCAGGCACGACUACGGUUGAGUCACCGCCGCCGCCGAAGAAAACCAUUGACGACUUUGUUAUUCUCGAGGAGAUGGGCCAAGGCGCUUAUGGCCAGGUUAAGCUCGCCCGCUAUAAAAACAGCGCGAAGAGGUGCGUCCUGAAAUACGUCACAAAGAAGCGCAUUCUCGUGGAUACCUGGACCAGGGACAGGAAGCUGGGGACUGUCCCCCUCGAGAUCCAUGUGCUGGACUACCUCAGGAGAGACGGGCUGCGACAUCCCAAUAUCGUGGAGAUGGAGGACUUCUUUGAGGACGACACCAACUACUAUGUGGAGAUGGUCCCCCAUGGCCUACCAGGCAUGGACCUCUUCGACUACAUCGAGCUCCGCACCAAUAUGGAGGAGCAGGAAUGCCGCAGCAUCUUCGUCCAGGUGGCUCGGGCCAUCCACCAUCUCCACACUAAAGCCCACGUGGUCCACCGCGACAUCAAGGACGAGAACGUCAUAUUAGACGGAGACGGCAACAUCAAGCUGAUCGACUUUGGAAGCGCCGCAUACCUCAAGAGCGGGCCGUUCGACGUCUUCGUAGGCACCAUUGAUUACGCUGCCCCAGAAGUCCUGGCGGGUAGACCGUACGGUGGCAAGGAGCAGGACGUGUGGGCACUCGGCAUCCUGCUCUACACCAUCAUCUACAAGGAGAACCCCUUCUAUAGCAUAGACGAGAUCAUGGACCGAGACCUGCGGGUCCCGUACACGAUCAGCGACGAGAGCAUCGAUCUGAUCCGGUGCAUGCUGAACCGCGACAUAUCGCAGCGGUACAAUAUCGACCAGGUCUUGGCACACCCGUGGUGCGAGGUGGACUGA
Molecule: messenger RNA, 3591 nt
Organism: Phialemonium atrogriseum
Lineage: Eukaryota; Fungi; Ascomycota; Sordariomycetes; Cephalothecales; Cephalothecaceae
Product: Serine/threonine-protein kinase ppk6
Exons: 4
Coding region: 1-3591 (1196 amino acids)
Biological process (GO): negative regulation of glycogen biosynthetic process; protein phosphorylation; intracellular signal transduction
Cellular component (GO): cytoplasm; cytosol; nucleus
Molecular function (GO): protein serine/threonine kinase activity; ATP binding
Source: RefSeq, a predicted model, not a curated record